Messenger RNA from Mercurialis annua (annual mercury), 813 nucleotides. RefSeq lists its product as uncharacterized. Gene Ontology annotation, molecular function: nucleic acid binding; RNA-DNA hybrid ribonuclease activity. The transcript has a single exon. NCBI's taxonomy places the organism in Eukaryota, Viridiplantae, Streptophyta, Magnoliopsida, Malpighiales, Euphorbiaceae. The record is from RefSeq and is a predicted model, not a curated record. Bases 1 to 813 code for a protein of 270 amino acids.
AUGAUCGCUGGUUCAAAUGGUCUGGCGACUAACCAAAAUUUGCAUCUUCGCAUUCCAUCUAAAUCUGCCUUAUGCCCCAGAUGUACCAGUUCUGAAUCGCAGGAACAUAUUUUCCUGUUGUGUCCUUUUGCGGAGGCGAUUUGGUUAGGAUCGGAAUUGAAUGAAUGGAGUAGAAAUCUGCCUAAGGCUUCAGUCAGGCUGUUCUGGAAUGCUUUGGUAGACAGGUUGGCUGCUCAAGCUGACAAAAUGAAUUUGCUAGCUAAAUGUGUUCUCCUGUUUUGGUCCAUUUGGCGAGCCCAGAACGCUUUAAUCUUCUCCGACAUUGAUAGCGAUCCUAUGGUAGUCAUUCAAGCAGCAAUCAAUUUCGGUAUUGAUUUUUCAGCCAUAAGUAAUCAGCAGGUGCGUACUAGGGUAAGGGCAGAAUGUACUGCUGUUUGGACCCCUCCCCCCUUACAUGUUUUUAAGAUUAAUUUUGAUGGGGCUUAUCUCAAAGAGUCUCUAGAAGGGGUUGGAGCUUGCGUGGUUCGGGAUCAUACUGGUCGGGUUUCUCACUCGUGUGCUAGGCGGUUUACUAACGUAACAUCUCCUGCUAUGAUCAAAGCUUUAGCACUUCGGGAGGCCAUUCUACUAGCUCACAGAAUUCGGCUAAUAAACCCUAUAUUCGAAGGAGAUGCCAAGACUAUAAUAGAAGCAGCGGGGUCGGAUGCCUCAGCAGGGGGAGACUGUGAUGUUAUAAUCGCUUAUGUGAGCGUUUUAGUUAUAAUCGCUUUAAGUUUGAAUACAGAAAUUGUAAUUGGGUGGCUCAUGACGUAG